Fusarium fujikuroi IMI 58289 is the source of this 924-nucleotide messenger RNA. RefSeq lists its product as uncharacterized. The transcript has a single exon. Lineage: Eukaryota; Fungi; Ascomycota; Sordariomycetes; Hypocreales; Nectriaceae. The record is from RefSeq and is a predicted model, not a curated record. The coding region runs from base 1 to 924 and encodes 307 amino acids.
AUGUUCAAACCGCCCUUUAGACCAGAACAUUCGUUGCUUCGGGACCAGCAGAGCGGGUACGUGCCAGGAUUCCCUCGAGUUCCUCAUCACGGCAGCGAUCAAAUCAAGAAACUACUCAUGUCUGAGUUUUGCUCAGACGACUUAGAUCGAGUUUCGGAUAAGCUCUGGUGGAUGUCAAAACAAGAUAGCACAAAUAUAUGGCCACUGCAUCGACAGCUAUUACAAGGCCGGUCGAUCGUCGUGACAGAGAACCCAAAGCUACAUCUCGUAUGGAUUAACGACCGUGUUUUCAUCAAGCCUCUUCCACAAUUUAUCGGGUCCCACGACUUCUGGAGAGAGCAUCUUUGCAGUAACAAUACGAGCGACGACGUGCGUAUUCGACGCGCAACCUUGGGUUAUCUACGCACAUACUUCUUUCUCAUCCAGCAUGAAUCAGAUUUUCGCAUCGCCAAGGAUCCUACUCUUUGUCUUAUCCCAGAAGGUAUCUCUUGGGAGCAGUUCUGCGACUUCACCUCUGAUUUUCAUAACAUCCUGGAUAAGGAUGUUUCCCCACGUUAUGCCUAUGGUCAAAUCCGCCUCACUCGCCUUAACUUUUAUGCUCCGAUCAUUUUGCACAAGUCCUACUUCCAGAGAAUUGACUUCCAAUAUGGACAGUACUUCGCAAGUUUCUACGCGCCGAUUUUAUUCGCAUUCGGAAUUACCUCUGUGACUUUGAGUGGACUACAGGUGGUGGCCUCACUUGAAACAGGUGGCGGUGCCAACUGGCAGGGGCUGGCGCUUGGUGUCAGCGUUUUGGCGAUCUUGGUCUCUUUCGGCCUUCUCAUUGGGCUUGGGGUUCUGCUGUCUUGGAAAAUUGCUAAAGAGUGGAAAUUCGCUAUCAAAGAAAGGCGCCGUCUGGUGAAGACUGAACGAGUCGUGGUCUGA